CAGCAACUAGAUCCGGGUCCACGGUCGGGAGCAGCUGACACUGUCCGGAGCGAGUGAAACUGACACAGUGAGAGGUUACAAUGUAGCGGAACGCGCUGACUGGACGCAGCGGGUGUGAAUGGGUCUGAAGAUAAGGCCUGAGAAGCACGGACAACUCUUUGGUUUGUGAAUCUUUCAGAAGCAGCCAAUGGCUGCAAUCAGUUUCCCGUUGGGGAAAGGAGUGAAGCGGAAAGGCCACGAGGAUGAUGGGCAGACUGCAGCAGAAUGCACCCCACAAACCUUCCACUGCGGCACGCUGCUAGACAUCUCGCUGCUUAAAUUGCAUCAGAACUGUGUUCUGGCUGAGCGCAACCUACACCGCUCAGUGCUGAUCGCCAAUACCCUGCGCAGGCUGCAAGCGGAGAUCCACUGGGAGAAUGGCCGCAAUGAGAUGCUCAACGAGAUGCCACUGCAGCCACCUAAGCAACCCACCAGCGGUACCAACCAACCUGUCUCCAAGAUGGGAGAGGAGAUAACUGACCUAAACAACAACCUUACCAGGGCACCAUCGCCGAGCCUCACGGAGGCACCCUUCUGUCUCCUCUCUGGUAACGACAGCUCACUGUCCUCUGCCAUCUCCACCAUCCUUCAGGACCUGGACUUUGUGGAGGACCUGAGCCCCCCUCCAGGCCAAGCUCCUCCCGAAGAUGACCACCUCUUGCCGCUGAAGCCAGCGAGCCCGGAUCCCCGGGCGGAGCCCAAGCCCCCCGAUUCCAUCUUCGGGGCCUUUGAAAUUGCUGACUCGGAUGACUUCCUCAUCGACGGUUCUCUCGACGCAAUCUUUGAAGACAUUGACACCUCAAUGUAUGAUGUCCAGCAGGGCUUCCCCGCUGGGGCCUGUCCCACUAUCCAGCCCAUCAAAGCUUCACGAGGCACCCCUUCGGCAAAACCCCGCAACAGCCGGACAGACUUUACUGAGUUAGAAAAUCUAAUGGAUCUUCUUGUCGGUUGACACUUUGUGCAGGGGAUUUAUUCCCUUUUUAUAAACUUUUGGAAUAUUAACUGGUGUUGUUCCAAAACCCAAAAGACUUCGAUAAGAAUUCCCUGGGCUGCUGUUCCACCACCACCACACUCUUUCCCCGCCCCCCACAACUCUUUCUCUUUGCGGAGUUUCUGCCCUCUGAACAUUCUCCUCUAUAAGAGUCCCUACUUUAAAGCCACUGGGCUCAUACCUUUUCCCCUGAGGAAAAGACAGUUUUAGCUUCUGCUGGCAGACAAUCCUACACAUGGAUGGAGACUGGAUAUGCACACAGGGAGGCAAAGGAAUAAAAGUUUGCACUCAUAGAAUCAGAUGAGGUUGGGUAGGAGGAGACUCAUAUGAAGCAUGGACACCAGCAUAGUCCAGUUGGGCCGAAUGGCCCGUCUCUGUGAAAUUUCUGAGAUACUGACAGGAGAGGUGGUCUGCUCAUUACCUUCAUGUCAGAAGCAAAGUGAAUAGAGAGUUCGGUUGGGCUGUGGAAAUAGGUGCAGAUGACCUACUUGUGUGCAUCCAAGCACCACCAUAGUGGGAGGGGUAAUUAAUUGGUAAUAAGACCGAUUGCGAAGUUUCAAGAAGGCAGCUCACCACCACCUCAAGCACAAUUAGAGAUGGGUAAGAAAUUCUAUCCUUGUCAGCAACAUUCCCUCUAAGUUUGCACGCAUGUAGCUGUGCUGAGGGUCCAUGCACAGCAAUUGAUGUGCCACACUGCUUGCAGCAUCAAUUUCUAGUUCUGAAAGUUGCUGCUAUAUACGGAUCUCGGAGUUCCGUGCAGAAGAACAAUGUACAGGGAGCAAGGCAUGUUAGUGAAGUUCACAUCAUUAUUUUUCUAAAGAGAAGUUCCCCUCUCCCAUUUUCCAUAUUUCUAAUGCCCAGUUGAAUAGCUCAUGCCUAAUUUUAACUUUUCUGUAUGUAUGUUAAUACUGAGAUUCUGUACAUAUAAUGUGUGUAUAUAUUUUGUCCUCUGCAUGCCUUAGUUACUCCAAGUUGUUAACAUUUGAACACUUGCCAAAUGUCGACAAGGGUCUGGAUAAAGAUGCAAUGUCAUUUGAUCUAUUUAUUUUGCAAUGCUUUUUUUUUGCCUCUCCUAAAGGUGCUGACUCUCAAUGGUUAUGGGUUGCUCAUAACCAGAGUCUCUUUGAGGCACAUAUUCCACAGGCCCCAGCUCUUCCUGGGGUAUAGGUUUCAUAGACCCUGAUUCUCCCUGGGGUGUGGGCUCCACAGUGUCUGACAAGUUUUUUUAUUCCUCUCCCCUUGUUGCCCCUCAUCGAGGUGCUCUGCCUGUCACUGCCUGUUCUUUUUGACAGUGAUGGCACUGGUAAUAUUUUUCAAUGCUAUAACUUUUACCCAAAGGGGACAUGUCACAUGCCAUCUUCCUGUUGGAGGUGGGAUGGAUGCAGAUUGUUCUGGCACACACUGCGGGCAGAGUGUGCCAGCGUUAAACCUCAUGACCAACAGUGAUCCAUCCAAUGUAUUUAUUGAGCAGCCAGGCAAGAUUUUGGGGCUUAAUCUUGGGUGCGAAAGGACAUGGGCUCUGCUGGCUCUGUUCCUGUAAGGAACAAACACCAAGGAAUCAUGGAGACACUCAGAUUAUAACAGUGAAGCUGGGCUUUGUUCCCUUUCUUUAUCCCCUUAGUGCCCAGGCCCUUCCUGAAUCUGUUCACAUGUGGGUCAUUCCAGUCCUUCUUUCUUCCAUGCCUGCUUUUGUCAGCAUUACCUAAAUAACAAAAUUACACUGUGCUGCUUUUGAGCUAUACAGAAUUAAUUUAAGAACAAUAAACAUUUGCCUUUUGA
This is a messenger RNA of Rhincodon typus (whale shark), 2809 nucleotides long. RefSeq names its product SERTA domain-containing protein 1-like. Gene Ontology annotation, molecular function: transcription regulator activity. Lineage: Eukaryota; Metazoa; Chordata; Chondrichthyes; Orectolobiformes; Rhincodontidae. The transcript has 3 exons. Bases 188 to 991 code for a protein of 267 amino acids. Gene Ontology annotation, cellular component: nucleus. The record is from RefSeq and is a predicted model, not a curated record.